GGACGGUGGUGAGAAAUGCGGAGAUGAAAAUCGUCGAUCCCGAAACCGGCGCCUCCUUGCCGGCGAAUUCCGCCGGAGAAAUCUGCAUCAGAGGAGACCAAAUCAUGAAGGGGUAUUUGAAUGACCCGGAGUCCACCAAGAGGACCAUUGAUAAAGAAGGAUGGCUACACACCGGCGACAUCGGCCUCAUCGACGAUGACGACGAGCUCUUCAUCGUCGAUCGGUUGAAAGAACUGAUCAAAUUUAAGGCAUUUCAAGUGGCCCCGGCCGAGCUCGAGGCCCUUCUAAUCACUCAUCCUAAACUAUCCGACGCUGCAGUUGUCGGUAUGCCGGACGAGCAGGCCGGAGAGGUGCCGGUGGCAUUUGCGGUGAAGGCGAACGGCGGCGCUGUGACGGAGGAAGAGGUGAAGCAAUUCAUAGCGAAGCAAGUGGUGUUCUACAAGAGGCUAAAACGGGUAUUCUUCGUCAACGCCAUUCCGAAGGCGCCAUCUGGCAAGAUCCUCAGGAAAGAGCUCAGAGCAAAACUUGCUUCUGGAGCUUACAAUUAAAUUCAACACCAACUUCUUCAACUUUCCAAAAAUCUACCAAUUUUUUUUUUCUCUAUUUUUAAAUCUUCUGUUUGGAUAGUUAAUGGAAAUCCUGUAAUUGGAUUGUGAAUGUAUUUUUAUAGUUAAUUUAAGCUAAUGAAAUCAAUAAAUUUGGAUUACUAUUUCAA
Momordica charantia (bitter melon) is the source of this 715-nucleotide messenger RNA. Its product is annotated as 4-coumarate--CoA ligase 2-like. The record is from RefSeq and is a predicted model, not a curated record. Lineage: Eukaryota; Viridiplantae; Streptophyta; Magnoliopsida; Cucurbitales; Cucurbitaceae. Gene Ontology annotation, molecular function: CoA-ligase activity.